GUAGCGACGCCCUCCCUCCCAGCCGAGCCGAGCAGGUGCGUAUGGGGGUUGUCUUGCUUUGCCCUGACAAUUAACAGGGCAGACGAACGAGUUAGGUACCUACGGACGCAAAGGGGAUGACGAUGACGAUAACGGUGUCGGGACGAAAGAAAAGGAAAAGAAAGCGCUUGCUCUUGAGAACGAGAGAUAGAGAGAUAGAGAGAGAGAACCACCAAAAGCAAGAGACCAUACGAUUACACACACACACACACAUACACUACGCCAGCCAGCCAGCCACCUAUCCAUCGUCUAUUAACCUCCCGACCCGUCCAUCCAUCCAUCUGUCCCUCUGUCCCUCUGUCCAAGCAACCAAGCACGCAAGCAAGCUAUGCCAUGCCGUACAUCCAUCACGCAUCCCAGUGCAUCGCAGCGCAUCUCGCAUAUACAUGCAUGCAUGCAGCCGAAGCCGAGCGCACGCGUCUUCAUCUUUCCUUCCUUUCCUAAUCCGCCACCCCACCACAUAACUCCAUUUUAACCCCCCAUCUCACUCUCUCACCCAUUCCCUUUCUCAUCCCCAUCCCCAUCCCCACCCCACCCCGCUCAAAACAACCAC
Aplosporella prunicola CBS 121167 is the source of this 592-nucleotide messenger RNA. RefSeq lists its product as uncharacterized. Bases 117 to 503 code for a protein of 128 amino acids. Lineage: Eukaryota; Fungi; Ascomycota; Dothideomycetes; Botryosphaeriales; Aplosporellaceae. The record is from RefSeq and is a predicted model, not a curated record. The transcript is spliced from 2 exons.